AUCGAGGUCGAUCAUCCGACUUUAUGUGGGCUAUAUUUGACAGUGCCAUAAUUCCCUCACAUGCAGACUUCUAUAUAUACCCGUACGGUAUUCUGCAGCGGGGACAACAACAGGCCUUUGUCCUCUCCAUCCAAUAUCCACUCGAUUCCCAAACAUGGCGUCCAAGCGACUAGAAACCGCAAAAGUGUUCGUCAACCACUUUGCCACGCUCGACAGAGAGGCUCUGGAGUCAGUUCUUGCCGAAAACUCCCUCUAUCAAUUCGCGCCGGCUGCCUUGAACCUCUUUGGUCCAUUGGAUCGACAAGGAAUGCUAGACCACAAUACCACCUUACGCAACAUCUUCAACGGGUUCGCCGUGAUCCCAAAGGAGUACAUCGAUAGCGAAAUCGAUAACAAAGUUGUCGUCUGGGCAACGAGUCGCACCGACUUUCGAGAUGAUGCAAAGGACGAUGGCCUCCGCGCUGAAGAUUGGGUGUAUGAAGGGGAGUACGUCUUCAUUCUGAGCAUGGAUGAAGCCGGGGAGCGGAUUACGCGAGUGAUUGAGUUCCUUGAUAGUAAGAAGACCGCUGAGAAGCUGGUGGGCUUGAUGGCGAGAGCAAAGCAGAACCGCGCAAAACGGCUUGGAUAGGGGAAGCGAUACUGCCCGGGGGAUAUGUAUGACUAGAAAUUCCUGUUGUAGAUCUCCCCGGAAGAGACCCAAUCCGUAUCACGAUUAGUAACUGUUGACGGCGUUAUUUACAAUACAAUGUAUACCAAGCCGGUGACGAUAUAUCAACGCUAUUCAUUAGCUUUAUUAUCAA
Molecule: messenger RNA, 800 nt
Organism: Aspergillus ochraceoroseus IBT 24754
Lineage: Eukaryota; Fungi; Ascomycota; Eurotiomycetes; Eurotiales; Aspergillaceae
Exons: 1
Coding region: 155-628 (157 amino acids)
Source: RefSeq, a predicted model, not a curated record